Messenger RNA from Populus euphratica (Euphrates poplar), 1680 nucleotides. RefSeq names its product polygalacturonase At1g48100-like. Bases 83 to 1540 code for a protein of 485 amino acids. Gene Ontology annotation, biological process: carbohydrate metabolic process. Gene Ontology annotation, molecular function: polygalacturonase activity. The record is from RefSeq and is a predicted model, not a curated record. NCBI's taxonomy places the organism in Eukaryota, Viridiplantae, Streptophyta, Magnoliopsida, Malpighiales, Salicaceae. The transcript has 6 exons.
CUCAACUUCAAACUCUCUCUUUGUUUCUAUAAGUAGACCAUUACCUUUUUAGCUUCACUUACAUUGAUUCCCUCAUCGUAGUAUGGUAACCAUGACAUUGUCUAAAAUUUUCCUUUUAGCUUUUUCUUUCUUCUCUCUCUUAUUCUUUACUUACACUGAAGGGAGAGUUCAUGCCAAGAGUAGAUUAAAACACUCGGACAUUGUUUCCAACGUCUCACUACCUCCUGCUCCUGCUCCUCAGGCGCCUGUUAGUCCAAGUUAUUAUAAAGAUUCUCCAAGUCCUAGUCCUAGUCCUAGCCCAAUUCAAAGUAUCGCAAGGGUUUACAAUGUGCUAUCUUUUGGUGCUGUUGGUGAUGGUGUAACAGAUGAUACAAAAGCAUUCAAGAUGGCUUGGGAUACUGCUUGCCUGCAGAAUGAAUCAGCUAUUCUACUUGCUCCUGAUGAUUAUUCUUUUAUGAUACAGCCUACUAUCUUUACAGGACCUUGUAAAACUAGCCUCGUGUUUCAGAUUGAUGGAACUAUAAUGCCACCUGAUGGACCUGAAUCAUGGCCUAGUAAGAUGAACAAGAGACAAUGGCUAGUGUUUUACAAGAUCAAUGGAAUGUCAAUGCAAGGAGGUGGUGUUAUAGACGGGAGAGGAGAGAAGUGGUGGAAUCUGCCAUGCAAGCCUCACAAAGGGAUUAAUGGCACAACACUUCCUGGUCCUUGUGAUAGCCCAGUUGCUAUUAGGUUUUUCACGAGCUCCAAUUUGACAGUCCAAGGACUCAGAGUGAAGAACAGUCCCCAAUUCCAUUUCCGGUUUGAUAACUGUCAAAAUGUUAUUGUACAAAUGCUUAGCAUCAAAUCACCACAUCGAAGCCCUAACACAGAUGGGAUUCACAUAGAGAACACAUACAAUGUCCAAAUACAUAACUCUGUUGUAUCAAAUGGUGAUGACUGUGUAUCAAUUGGAGCUGGUUGUCAUAAUGUCGAUAUAAAGAACAUUACCUGUGGUCCCAGCCAUGGCAUAAGCAUUGGUAGUCUUGGAAUCCGCAACUCGCGAGCAUGUGUGUCGAACAUAACAGUGACAGAUUCAGUAAUCAAGGAUUCCGAUAAUGGUGUCCGAAUUAAGACAUGGCAAGGAGGAUAUGGUUCUGUGUCUAAAAUCACAUUCCACAACAUUCACAUGGAAACAGUUCGCAAUCCAAUAAUCAUAGACCAGUAUUACUGCCAAACCAGGAAUUGUACAAACCAAACUAGUGCGGUUUACAUUUCUGAUAUUUUGUACACAAACAUUAAAGGUACCUAUGAUAGUAGGAGUCCACCUUUGCAUUUGGCUUGCAGUGAUUCAGUUCCAUGCACCAACCUCAGGUUAUCAGAAAUUGAGUUGCUUCCUUCUCAAGGACAAUUUAUGGCAAAUCCAUUUUGCUGGAAUGCUUAUGGGGCAAUGCAGAAUCUUACCAUUCCACCAGUUUCUUGCUUGUUGGAUGGAAUCCCACAAUUCUUACCCCAGAACAAUAUUGAUCAGUGUCAGAAUAAUUUGUAUCAGACCCGUAUGUAAAGUAGAUUUAGUUACAUGUCAGAGACCAAAAGGCUAGCUAUCAUUGCAUAACAUGGAAUUAGAGGUUUUAGUUCGACAAAAUUGAACCCUAUUUCAUGUUUCAAACCUUAUAAUGGAAUGGAGAUGUCAGAUUUCUUGGA